CUAUCUGUACUAAUGUCUGUGUUAGUGUGUGCUGGCUUACAAUAUAGUCUUAUGGAUUAUUUGAUUUACAUGUUGGAAUGAUUAAUUGACUAAUUAUGUAUCACUGCCAGACUUCUUUAAAGGCAACAUUGUACAGUAACUUUGAAAAAUAAAUAAAAGCUGAACAUUAUUCUAACAGUAAUAGUUUAUAAAGUAGCCUGAGUUUGUGACAUAAAAAUGAGAUUCCAGCAACAAGGCACAUAACAAGCGCCAGAAGUGAUUGUGGUUUUCAAAAAAAGAUUCUUAUAAUUUUCAUAAUUAGCUAAAACUGUACUGCUUGUGAUAGAUAUUAAUAAAAAAAAAUGCAAACAUGGAAUCACUUCGUUGCCAUGGUGACGAUGGCCUAUUUCGUCGCUGCAGAUUUCGAUUAUAAUUUUUGCAACACUCGCAUGGGAAUGAUUGAUCCAGAUGGCAACAAUGAACCUCCGCCCGUGUUUUAUGACGACUUCUAUGUAUUUAUUGAAAAAAAGAAUAUGGGAAAUUCCGAGGUGACAAAUAUACGGGAAUAUUAUUCACAGCAUAGUGGACAAGCAUAUGUGAGCUUUGACAGAGAUAAAAGUCUCAUUCAAGUCUGGGUUGACAUCAAGUAUAAUGAAGUCAUGGCGGUACCUAUAGACUCAACGAAGUGCACGGACGUUCCGUUUGCAGGUUCAGACGAGUACAUGCUUUUUGGCGCCAAUACUGAUGCCAAUGGUGUGACAACACUCAGCGAUCCGUCAAUUGCUCUCCAUUGGGGAGGACCAAACAGAAAGAACAUAUCCUAUAAAGGGGAAGACAACUCGAGAGGUAUCAAAACCCAGAAAUGGUGGACCUGUGAAUACGCUCCAUACGUUGAUGCCACAACAUUCACAGAGUGGCAGAUAGUCGAUCCAAGUCAGUUCAAACUUCCGGUUGUCGACUAUCGUCAGCUGCCUCCAAGGCCAAUUCUGCCAAUUUCCGCUUUUGUCAUUGGCCUGGAUAAGUCACAUCCGGACAAUGUGGUCAAUUUUACAUAUAGAUAUGAUUUUGCUCAUUUUGGAAGAAUACAGCCCGACGAUCGUCAAUUUAGGAUACCACCCAACAUGAUGUGUGCCAACAAACCCAACUCACAAAAACCACUUCCGACCAUACCAGAUCAUUUUAAAUUUCGAGGUGAAAUGCUGACCAUCCUUGGUUACGGAACACAACAACCAGACAGCCCACAGCUGGUUUAUUCGAAUGAAGAAUACAGACACGAACUGGGACUCUACAUACAGGAUGUGAUAUCUCAACCCAAAGUAUUGAACGGUAUUAACAACAAAUCCUUUGUCCGAUUGGUGGAUGACUUUAACACAGGAUUGACUUAUUCGCUUGAUCUGGAGUCAGGCUACUGUGAAGUCAGUGUCAUAAGUGACGGCACUGUUGACGCCAUCCAAAUGGGCAACGGUUUGGUCAAAAUGAGAGACUCGUCUCAGUUCUUUGACUUGGACCCCAAUGCUUAUCAAUAUAUGGGCCUGCAAGAACUAAGGGGUAUAACCUGUGAUGCGUGGACAGCGUAUUUUGGAACGAACCAGUCCAUUCACCAGCAGAAUGCAUAUUACACUUGGUACUUUGCCAAUCCUGACUGGAUGAAACAAAACAGUUAUCUGGAGCCUUUUACCAUGCCUGUAGCUCUGGUGCUCACACAAGAUCAGUCGUACACGCAGUUUAACAUUUACGAGUUCACCACAAUGCUCAACAGAGAUACUCCAGACUUGUCUCCCUGCUAUGACGUCAACAGUGUUAUCAACGUACAGGUUUUCUUUCGAGCUCGGUUCGCUGAAUACUACGUGCCUGCUGAAGCUGGGUUCAAACAAAGUUUCUUAACCAGUUUAGUUCGAGUGACAAGUCUGAAUUCAACAUUGCGUGUAGCAGAUUUAGACGUACAGCCGACAGACGAUGAUAAUAUUGUGGUCAGAUUCAAGCUGCUGGACAAACCGGCCUUUAAAGGGGACGUGGCCAAGAUGCCCGUCAUGGCGCCAAAUGCGCAGGUUUUCCAGGAAAUUGUCAACGCCAUCAAUUCUGGGAAAUUUUACAUCAAUGUCGGAGAAACGGGUAACGCCAUAGUGUACGCCAUCCCAAAUACAGUGGCGAGGAUCAGUAGCCCCCCAAGCAGGAGAACGUUUACGCCUUCCACUUCGUCCACUUCCUCCAGCGGCUACUCCUCUGGAGCGAUGGCCGGAGUGGGAGUCGGCACGCUGGUUUUCGGACUUUUCCUUGGAAUACUCACCAUCUUCUUGGUGAAAAAAUUGUAUCUCAGCAACAAGAAUUCUGACAUGUCAAUGAAAACAUUAUCAUCAGACCAAGAGCCGUCUAAAUUUUGAUGAAAAAAUAAAAUAAAAUAAAGCUUCGUCCAGUAGCCCAGUGUCUUUCACAUGUACAAGACAGUUGUGAAGUAGUAACUUAUGUUAGUGAAGUGUUUGGGAUUGUAGGAGUGAUACUCUGAAUGCUAAACAUAGAAUGAACCAUUAUAACAGUGGAAAUUGCCAUAAUGUGUGAUUAUCAUGCAACCUUGUAUAUAUGUGGAACGACCGUUUUAAUAGAUAUACGAUUUUAAUAGCAAAAACGAGAAACACAAUGGACUGGAUUCCACUGUAAAUGUAUAGUAGAUCUAUAAUUAAUUUUUUAUACGUGUACAAAUGACGGAUGUUUUAAAACUACAUAUCGCCUAUACAUUUAUAAUAUAUCAGGGAUGUAAUUAUGUCUUUUAAGUAUGAAUUUAAAAAAAAAGCAUGUUAUUCGUAAUUUAAAUAAAGAGGAAUGUGUCACUGA
Biomphalaria glabrata is the source of this 2808-nucleotide messenger RNA. RefSeq lists its product as uncharacterized. The record is from RefSeq and is a predicted model, not a curated record. The coding region runs from base 342 to 2360 and encodes 672 amino acids. The transcript is spliced from 18 exons. NCBI's taxonomy places the organism in Eukaryota, Metazoa, Mollusca, Gastropoda, Planorbidae.